UGGUAGGAAGAAAUGUCUGUUGAAUUCUCAAGAUGGCCGAAGCCACAGUCGAAAGAGCAAGUGAACGAUUUUAUUGCCAUGAGUGCAAUCGAGAAGUUUCUCUGAAUUUACCAGAUUUUACUUGUUCACAAUGCCAGGGAGAAUUUAUUGAACAGUUAAGUGACAGCAAUGGAGAAGAAGAAAGUACAGCAGAAGCUGAAAGAGACCCAGCCACCCACUUUGCAGAGUUGGUUCACAGAAGUUUGUUUGGACAACUGCCAGAUGAAGGAAGGAGACGAUCCCGUAGACCACGAACAAGAAUAAGUAUUCGUACCAAUCAAAGGCCAGGAGAAAGAGGAGAUGCUGCCAAUGCCACAACUGCUGCAGCAAUUGAUGUAAUUCUUCAAAAUCUUUUUGGUGGAUUAGCAUCACCAGGUAGUAAUACAAGUGAAGAUGGAGCAGGAACAUCUGGAAAUAUGGGAUUUCCAUUCAACUUGUUGCGUCUUCAUGGGAACCCUGCUGAUUAUGCCUGGGGUGCAGAGGGAUUGGAUUCAAUAAUAACACAGCUUCUAAACCAGAUGGAUGGAGCAGGACCACCCCCUGCAGAUUCCAAAAAGAUAGAAGAUCUUCAAAAAGUAGAAGUUACAGAAGAUUCAGCAGAGUCUGAUAAAUUUUGUGCUGUAUGCAAAGAACAGUGUUCAAAAGAUGAGGAUGUUAGGAGAUUACCCUGUAGUCAUAUAUUCCAUUUUGGUUGUAUAAAACCAUGGUUAAAAAUGCAUGAUUCUUGCCCUGUCUGCCGCUUGAGUCUCAGCAAUACCCAAACAAGAGGGUCACGAGAUAGUGAUUCAAGCACACCUGAACAGUUUCAUUUAUGAAUUAAACUGAUUUGAACUGGGAAAUCUGAAGCUUUUGAAUUUUUUUUUGUUACAAUCUAGUUUUAAGUUAUUGAGUACAUCACACAAUAGAGACAAUAUGGGAUGCUGUGAAUAUUUCCACUGUAUUUCUGUUAGAACAACAGUUAUGCUUUUUCAUUAUAAAGUUUAUUUACAGGUCACAAUUACUGCUUUUGUUUGUAAUGAGUGUAAAUAAAAACGUGAGUAUAAGGUUAUGAAA
Messenger RNA from Pocillopora damicornis (cauliflower coral), 1092 nucleotides. Its product is annotated as E3 ubiquitin-protein ligase RNF115. Gene Ontology annotation, cellular component: cytoplasm. Gene Ontology annotation, molecular function: ubiquitin protein ligase activity. Gene Ontology annotation, biological process: protein ubiquitination. NCBI's taxonomy places the organism in Eukaryota, Metazoa, Cnidaria, Anthozoa, Scleractinia, Pocilloporidae. The record is from RefSeq and is a predicted model, not a curated record.